CCACCAGCCCAUCAGAUUGCCCGCACGAUUGCAUCAACGCCGUACCUGACAAACCUGACAAAUCGGGCCAUCCGCCAGCAAUGACGGGAAGUAUCCCUGUUAAAGCGGACAGCAUCCGUCUGUACAUCCUCCUUUUUCGAUUGCCCAGCAGGUAAACAUGGACGCUGCCGCCGUUGAGAGAUCUGAUGCCCCGUCGGGCCCAACUACACAGCGGCCCUGCAAAGCGCGAUCUCGUAUCAGUGCCGCCUGCGUGCGAUGCCAGAAGCGGAAGAUUCGAUGUGACGGAGCCGUGCCAGCCUGUGGUGCGUGUCGAAAAGCAGGGGCAAAUUGCGUGGGGGGAGGAGCAUCUCGCGAUAUCCCUCGAGGCUACGUGCACGACUUGGAGGCCCGUAUUGCGUGGCUGGAAUCCAUUGUGCGGGAACAUGUACCCAGCGUCGACCUUGGUGCUGGGCCACAUUAUCAAUCCCACGGCACGCCCAGUCGUGGGCCCAAGGACUCUACUCUAUCUCAUCCUCAACCAGACGAUGGGGCCUCCGACGCCUAUUCUCCCGAGGAUGAGUCCCUCAGCGACAUCACGCAUCAGAUUGGACUCGUCUCCGUCACCUCGGGGACAGAUCUCCGCUACCUGGGCCCGUCUAGCGGGCUGUUCUUCACCAAAUUCGUCUUAGCAGGACUGGGACGGAGGAUCCAGGUCGAGAAACAGUACUCGCCUGAUCCCGUGAAAGAUUCUCUCUCGAUCCCCGCCGAUCUCCUCGUCGUUCGACCUCAAGACCUGCCGUCCGACAAGAGACACGCGCGGUGGUUGUCGCAGGCAUAUUUUGAAACGGUUCAUCUGCAGUUUCCCUUCCUCCACGGACCGAGCUAUUUCGACAUCCUCGAGAAACUGUAUGACGGUGUCGAGGUCGGCCCAACAUGCGAGUUCCAGGUCUUCAUGGUCCUCGCAAUCGGGGCGACGAUCCUGGCACGUCGAGCAAAAAUACCUCUGUGUGCUGAAGGCUAUUAUGCCUCUGCAAUGACUCGGCUCGAUGGCAUCUUCCAGAAAGCCUCCUUCACGGGGGUCCAGUGCGUUCUGCUUCUGCAGACGUAUGCCAUGAACAACCCGUCGUCUGGAUUGAGUCUGUGGUCUCUUCAUUACCAUUGUCUGGCGUGGACAAUCGAGCUGGGUCUGCAGCGCAACGCCCCUGGAAACCUCUUUUCUGUCCCACAGCAAGAGCUGCGCACCAGGGUCUUUUGGUGUGUCUACACAAUCGACCGCGCCUUGUGCACUCUCAUGGGAAGACCGCUUGGGCUGAUGGACGAGCAGUGUGACUUGCGGUUACCAUUGAAUAUCGAUGACAAGGACCUUGACUCCAGCCAAACGAAGUCGGGUCACGGCGACGACUCUCUGACCGACAUGUCCAGCGCCAUCCACCUCUUCAAGCUGGCGAGACUCAACUCUGAGAUCAAAUGCGUGCUGUACUGCGUCGGUCGACAAUACCCACCCUAUACGCGACCGGCCACUUCGGACAUCGUCCGAUGGAAAGAGGAUAUCUUGAACAGAUUGCGGAAAUGGAAGGAGGAGAUCCCGCGACACCCAGAAGGCAGCGAACGAUCUGGCAUCAACCACCUCUGCGAGAUCAAAUACCACGAGCUCAUCAUGCUGGUCCUCCGGCCGAACCCCGUGUUCCAGAAUCCCACACAGGCUGCUCUGCGCGAAUGCUUUGCCAGCGCCAUGCAGUGCAGCAAGCUCUACCACGAGCUCUACGCCGCCAACACCCUCCACUACAGUUGGAUUGGCGUCCACUCGCUCUUCCUCUGCGUCAUUACCAUGUUCUACUGCGUCUGGACGCCCGGCGGCGUCGCCGAUGAGGUGGACGUCGACACGCUGAUGCGGGCACUCAAAUCGACCUCCGACAUCCUCAGCGCGACGGGCGAGUAUUGGCCCGAGGCGAGACGGAGCCGUGAUGUACUGGACCGCAUCUCGACGGCGACCGUGUCCCGAUUUACCACGAAGUUCUGCGAGACGCAGAGCGGCACGGUCAACCCGAGGCCACCACCCACGCCGCCCAUCUCGGCGAAUUUGGGCUUCGAACAAGCAACAGAGGUCCCCGACGUAGAUUUCAUCUCUCCACCCGACUUCCAGGCGCUUCAAUUUGGGAACGGAAGCUUUGGCACUGGGUACAUGUCUCCCGUCUACGAGACACAGGCCGACUCGUUCACCACCACCGAUAUGCUGUCAUACUUUAUGGGAUCUGGGGGCGAUGGGAAUAUGAACAAUGCCCAGAUGAUGGGGGGGUACUAUCCCAGCGUGGACGAAGUGAUGCAGAAUUUCUUUGCCAACGGAUUCCGGGAUUUGGGGGAAAUUCAAUAGACUUGUUUGUGCCGGUGUUCUGGGGACCAAAAGUUCAUCAUCUACAGACGUACAGCAGUAGCAGCAUUAAUUCAAAAGCCUUGGGCUAC
Molecule: messenger RNA, 2439 nt
Organism: Cladophialophora immunda
Lineage: Eukaryota; Fungi; Ascomycota; Eurotiomycetes; Chaetothyriales; Herpotrichiellaceae
Exons: 3
Coding region: 158-2350 (730 amino acids)
Biological process (GO): DNA-templated transcription; positive regulation of transcription by RNA polymerase II
Molecular function (GO): sequence-specific DNA binding; zinc ion binding; DNA-binding transcription factor activity, RNA polymerase II-specific
Source: RefSeq, a predicted model, not a curated record